AAGAGAGAGCGCCUCCGAGAAUUCAGUUUCCUUUUAGCUUUUGUUGGUCUGUUUGGGUAACGCAAGAGAGAGCGAGCGAGCGAGCGAGCGAGCGAGAGAAAGAGAGGGUUUCUUCUGAGCACGCGGGUUUAAGGGUUUCUCUUCAAACAGCUUUUUUUGUUGUUGUUGGGAUUAAUGGAGGGCGAUUGCUUAAUCGAUACUGACAAAUACUCUCUUUUGGAGGAUUUCAAUGUCGAUGUUGAAGUGCAAGAUGAAGACUUUGAGGCUUUUUCCCUUUGUUUCUGGGUUUAUCUCUUCAAUUCCACUACAUUCCCCUCCACAAUCAUCAGACAGGUUCACUCUGCUAUGAGUGUUAGUGCACCGUUCCUUGUUUUAGACGAAAACAAGAAUAUGAUGCUUCUGCCAUUGACUCUCCUACACAAGGAAGCUCCCGAUCCUGUAAAUACUGCUUCAUGGACAGAAGUGCCUAGUGUAUCUACAAAAGCUGAGUUUCCUCUUGAAAAAUGGGUUCAUGUCGGGUGCGAGGUUUCUAGACAUUACAUGCGCCUUCAUAUUAAUGGAGACAUAGUUGGAGAGCAAUUACUGACUUCUUUGCUGCCCAAAGACACCAAUCCAGAGUUCCCUGGAAAGAUAUCGCUAUUCAGUGUUGGUGGAGAUGGUUAUAGCGUGCAGGGUUUCAUCCAAUGUGCAGAAGUUUUACCUGCCAGUGUCCCUGUAACGUGUCACUAUGUGAAGGACCCACCUCUAUGGUUGUCGGUUGAUAAGCCAUCCACCUCUGGGAUUGAAUUAGAUGAUGAUGGUGUUUGGAGUAUUGUUGGUGGAAAGGCAUCUUGCCGGAGGAUUUUUUCCUUGGAUGUUAUUUUAUCCAAUGCUGUUGGACAUCAUGCUCGCAAGGAUGUGCAGGUCGUGGCUUCACUCUUGUAUGUCGAUAGUGGGACGCCUGUGGAGCAGACGAAUGAGACAGAGGCUCCCCUUUUGGCAAGUCAUGAAGGAGUCGAGUUUUCAGCUGGUGAUAGACCUAUUAAAUUAUUGAAUGGACGUGCCACCUUUAAGCUCAAGAUAUCUCAGCUUUCAUCCAAGAGUGACAACAGGUUGUUCUGCAUCAAAUUUGAAAUACCGAAUGUUAAGGGUUAUCCUUUCCUCGAAGCUGUUACCAACCCAAUUCGUUGCAUUUCGAGGAGCCGUGAUACCAUGCCUAAAAGGGUGAACCACGUUGAUCAUCCAGUAGGUGGAGUCCCUACACUUGUGUCAAGUAACACAUCACCCGAUCUUCAUUAUGAUGCUUCCUCGGUGAAGAGGGUCAGGUUGGGAGAAGAAAGGAUUUCUGAUAGGGAGGAACCCGUUCAACAACACAACUCUCUGACCCAGGCCUCAAGACAGUUUGAGAAUGGAAAUGGCAUGAGUAUGGAGUGGAGACCUCAGAACAAUGAAGAAGAGAACUCUUCAACUGAUUCAGACAGCGCAGAAAUGAGAGAUUCAGUUUUCAGGAGAUACACGAUUUCAGACUCAACCAUUUUCAGAUACUGCCUUGGAAACUUGGCGGAGAGGUCUCUCCUUCUGAAGGAAAUCACGAACAAUUCAUCAGACGAGGAAGUUUCCGAGUUUGCAGACCAAGUUUCUCUGUAUUCUGGAUGUUCCCACCAUGGCAAUCAAAUCAAAAUGGCGAGAAAACUGAUAGCUGAAGGAACAAAUGCGUGGAUGCUGAUCUCUCGGAACAAUCAACAUGUUCAUUGGCAUAGUGCAGUUUGUGAGAUUGAAGAACAUUUCAUGAGGAUUGCCCAAUGUAGCAGUAGAUCUCUCACACAACAGGAUUUUGAGCUUCUAAGAAGAAUAUCGGGAUGCUAUGAGUACAUGACGCAGGAGAAUUUUGAGAAGAUGUGGUGUUGGUUGUUUCCGGUUGCAAAAUCCAUUUCCAGGGGAUUGAUAAAUGGGAUGUGGCGUUCUGUGUCACCCAAAUGGAUAGAAGGCUUCAUCACUAAGGAAGAUGCUGAAAUUUCUCUUCAAGGUCAAGAACCGGGCACUUUCAUUCUCCGCUUCCCUACUUUAAGAAGCUGGCCUCACCCUGAUGCCGGUAGCUUGGUUGUGACUUAUGUUGGCCAUGAUUUCUCUAUUCGCCAUCGCCUUCUCACCCUCGAUCACAUUUCCAAUCCUAGAGAAAGCUACAUGGAUGCGAAACCGCUACAGGACAUGCUGUUGGCAGAACCCGAGCUCUCCCGGCUUGGAAGGAUCAUAAGAAGCCAUUGAAGCUACAAUAUAGCUUUGUACAUCCAUGAAUCAGGGGUUUGUUUCUUCUAUCUCAAGAUUUGAAACGUAUCAGCAAGUUCACUCAUAGCACUUGUCCAAAAGGCCCAAAUCUCUACAGUUUAGGAAAUUGUAAAUUCCGAUAUGUGAAUCUGCCUGAACCGGCGUCAUCCUGGUCGGCUUUUAAUGCAGAGAAAUUUGAACUCGGGGGGAAUUUUCUCCUCUCUCUCUUUUUUCA
Molecule: messenger RNA, 2479 nt
Organism: Tarenaya hassleriana
Lineage: Eukaryota; Viridiplantae; Streptophyta; Magnoliopsida; Brassicales; Cleomaceae
Exons: 12
Coding region: 175-2244 (689 amino acids)
Biological process (GO): signal transduction; regulation of transcription by RNA polymerase II
Molecular function (GO): DNA-binding transcription factor activity, RNA polymerase II-specific; RNA polymerase II cis-regulatory region sequence-specific DNA binding
Source: RefSeq, a predicted model, not a curated record